AUUCCCCAACGCGUGGAAGAAAAGUCUAAACAUAUUGUGCUGGCAAAUUUAACACCCCCGGCAAUAACAAAUGUGAAUUUUCAUACCGAGUUAGCUAGCAACACUUCACCGGCAACACUGCAAUCAGGAGUGUCGGGGUAAUCAGAUCGGAGAAGCCCCGAUUGGCUUUUCUUCCCUGCGUGCUGCUUUGAGGUACUAGAGAACAACAUCAUGGCUGAUCUGGCGGAGAACGUGUCUCUUCCCCUCAGCCAGGAGUCUUUCGAGGACCUGUGGAAAAUGAAUUUGAACCUGGUGGCAGUUCAACCACCUGAAACCGAGUCUUGGGUGGGAUACGAUAAUUUCAUGAUGGAGGCCCCCCUCCAGGUGGAAUUUGAUCCGAGUCUGUUUGAGGUGUCUGCAACGGAGCCUGCACCCCAGCCCUCCAUUUCUACCCUGGACACUGGCUCGCCACCUACCUCCACCGUACCAACCACCUCUGACUACCCCGGGGCCCUGGGGUUCCAGCUACGUUUCCUCCAGUCCAGCACAGCCAAGUCCGUCACUUGCACAUACUCGCCAGACCUGAACAAGUUGUUCUGCCAGUUGGCGAAGACUUGUCCAGUUCAGAUCGUGGUGGACCACCCUCCUCCUCCUGGGGCAGUGGUACGAGCCCUGGCCAUCUAUAAGAAGCUGAGUGACGUGGCUGACGUGGUGAGACGCUGCCCUCACCACCAGAGCACCAGCGAGAACAAUGAAGGUCCUGCCCCGCGAGGUCACCUUGUCAGAGUUGAGGGGAACCAGCGAUCAGAGUAUAUGGAGGAUGGUAACACUCUGAGACACAGCGUGCUCGUCCCCUAUGAGCCUCCUCAGGUGGGAUCAGAGUGUACCACUGUGCUCUACAACUUCAUGUGCAACAGCUCCUGUAUGGGAGGGAUGAACCGCAGACCCAUCCUCACCAUCAUCACCCUGGAGACACAAGAGGGGCAGCUCCUGGGUCGGCGCUCCUUUGAGGUGCGUGUGUGUGCCUGUCCUGGUCGAGACAGGAAGACAGAGGAGAUCAACCUGAAGAAGCAGCAGGAGACAACCCUGGAGACCAAGACCAAGCCUGCCCAGGGAAUCAAACGUGCUAUGAAGGAGGCCUCCCUGCCUGCCCCUCAGCCUGGGGCCAGUAAGAAGACCAAGUCCUCCCCUGCUGUGAGUGACGAUGAGAUCUACACUCUUCAGAUUCGAGGGAAGGAAAAAUAUGAGAUGCUGAAGAAGUUCAAUGACAGUCUUGAACUGAGUGAGUUGGUGCCUGUUGCCGACGCUGACAAAUACCGUCAGAAACGCCUCACCAAGAGAGUUGCCAAACGGGACUUCGGAGUGGGGCCAAAGAAAGGGAAGAAACUACUGGUGAAGGAGGAGAAGAGCGACUCUGACUGAGAAGGAGAGCGAGUCGUUCCAUGUCAUUUCAGCAAGCCAUGACACCCACCAUCUGAUUGUUCUGACAUUGUUUCUAUAAUUAGAAACAGGUAAGAUUGGCAUUCCUAAAACAUUUUGUUGAUAUGUACAUUUUAUCUUGGAGAAAUUAAGCUUAUUGAUUGCACCCAAGCUGGCCAUUUUUUAAUUGAUAGGAUUCAGAUAAUAUUUAAGAAAUAUAGUACCCAACAUCUGAUUUGGCUAAAACUUCUUCCUACCAAUGAGUAAGACAUGAUGAAUCCCAAAAUAAAUGUCAAACACCCACCCCCAACAUCCAGUAUACAGUUUCAGUUCUGUUUGACAAGUAGUAUGGAGCUCUAUAUUGUGUUAUCUGAAUCCUAUUAAAAUUGCCAAUUUGGGUGCAAUCAAUUAACUUAAUUUCUCAGAUUAAAUUAUUUCAACAAAAUGUUUCAGGAAUGCUAAUCAUAUCUGUUACCAACUACAGAAUUGAUUUUAGAACAAUCUGAGAUGGUGAGUGUUAAUUCUCUUUCUUGUGCUUUUUGAGGUGGAACAACCAGAGAGAGAGAGAAUUAACCCGUUAUGCUUAGUUUCUGUUCUGCCAAGUAAACCUUCCUUUCAAUUGAUUGAGGGAAUGCAAGUACGGUAAACUGUUGAUGCUUGCAGCUUACUAGCCUUAUGUUAGCAAGCUGUUGUAGGUCUCUUAAGUGCAGGUGGAGUUUGUAAGACACAGCAGAAAUAUAGUAAAAAGAAAAGUGUUAAUUACAGCCUUAGGUGGGUAUUUAAGGUCCAAUUAUUGAUUAUUUUUUGUAAUUUUGUACCCUUUAAAAUGUUUGUUAAGAGGAAGAGUAUACACACCAGAAUUUCUACCAAACAAACACUUUAUUACACUGCAACAGAAAUACAUGGACUUUUUCAUAAAAUUAUAAAAAUAAAAAUAAACUUUUC
Messenger RNA from Oncorhynchus mykiss (rainbow trout), 2343 nucleotides. It is a transcript of the gene tp53, whose product is annotated as tumor protein p53. Gene Ontology annotation, molecular function: DNA-binding transcription factor activity, RNA polymerase II-specific; protein binding; RNA polymerase II cis-regulatory region sequence-specific DNA binding. Gene Ontology annotation, biological process: apoptotic process; protein tetramerization; regulation of transcription by RNA polymerase II. The record is from RefSeq and is marked provisional. Gene Ontology annotation, cellular component: nucleus. NCBI's taxonomy places the organism in Eukaryota, Metazoa, Chordata, Actinopteri, Salmoniformes, Salmonidae.